CACGCACGGAAGUCCAGCCAAUCAUAACAAGGAACCUCAUCUUGAAGCGCAGGACCCCGGCUUGAUCUGGCAGGCCGAGCCGAACCUAUCUGGUAGCCGCACCGCCACGAAGGUCCAGUGUUUGCUCGGGAGGAAUGCGGUAGGCGGGGCCGCUGCUCGGCUGGUGUCAAACUUUGGGAAUGACAGGAGUGCUGCGGGAUUCGCAAAGAAGGGGAAGUGUCGCCCUUGCUGGCUCUGUUUGGAUUACUUUGACUUGUUCUCAGUUGCAGUUUCUGGUGGAUUUAGCACCUUUUCCGCAGAUAAUAUCAGCCUCAGCAGACUCUCUCAGCCAUGUCCGAGGACCCGAGCUCCCAACCCUGGUCCAUCAACAAAGAUGAUUACGAGCUCCUGGAGGUGAUUGGGAGUGGAGCCACAGCAGUGGUCCAGGCAGCUUACUGUACACCCCGAAAGGAGAAGGUCGCCAUCAAACGCAUCAACCUAGAGAAGUGCCAGACCAGUAUGGAUGAACUCUUGAAAGAGAUUCAGGCCAUGAGCCAGUGCCACCACCCCAACAUUGUGUCUUACUACACGUCCUUUGUUGUGAAGGAUGAACUGUGGCUGGUUAUGAAGCUGCUCAGUGGGGGCUCAGUGCUGGACGUGAUCAAGCACAUCAUCUCACGUGGCGAGCACAAGAGCGGUGUCCUGGACGAAGCCAGCAUAGCUACAGUGUUGAAGGAUGUGCUGGAGGGAUUGGAGUACUUACACAAGAACGGCCAGAUCCACAGAGAUCUCAAAGCUGGAAACAUUCUCCUUGGAGAUGACGGUUCUGUGCAAAUUGCAGACUUUGGCGUCAGUGCCUUUCUAGCUACAGGUGGUGACAUGACCCGAAACAAAGUGCGCAAGACGUUUGUGGGAACGCCGUGUUGGAUGGCCCCAGAAGUUAUGGAGCAGGAGCAGCAAUACAUCAGCAGCAGUAGUAAGGAGACAAGAAAAGGAGAGGAAGGUACAGGACUUGAGAGACAUCAGGGGCUUGAGGCAGGAAGUCAAAGUGAGGGAGAGACAGGAGCAGAGCGGGAGGUGAGGGGAUAUGACUUCAAAGCCGAUAUUUGGAGUUUUGGGAUCACAGCUAUUGAGCUUGCCACUGGAGCCGCACCUUAUCAUAAAUACCCACCAAUGAAGGUCUUGAUGUUGACACUGCAGAAUGACCCACCAUCUUUGGACACUGGUGUGACAGAUAAGGAGAUGGUGAAGAAAUAUGGCAAAUCUUUCAGGAAGAUGAUCUACCAGUGUUUACAGAAGGAACCAGAGAAACGACCAACAUCAUCAGAGUUGUUGAAGCAUAAAUUCUUUCAGAAAGCAAAAACCCAUGAAUACUUGCAUGAGAAGUUGAUCCUAAGGGCUCCGACAAUAACAGAGAGAUCUAAAAGGGUACGACGAGUGCCUGGUUCCAGUGGCCGGCUCCAUAAAACAGAGGAUGGCGAAUGGGAAUGGAGCGAUGACGAGCUCGAUGAAGAAAGCGAGGAAGGCAAAGCAGCGGUCGCAGCUUUAAGAUCACCAAGAGUGAAGGAAGGUCCCCAGAAUUCAGAGAUUUUCCAGACUCCUGAGCCUUUAAGUAGUCACCUCCAGCCAAUGCCUCCAGGUCAGGCUGAACUACCUCAGGCUGCAGGCCAACAUCUACUGCAACCCACGCAAGUCAACACUCAAGCCCCCGCCCCGGCUGCAUCCCCCUCACUCAGUGUUCCUGCUUCUGCUGGUGUUCCCGCUCAGAUCCCAGCUGCCUCAGGAGAUAUCAACACUCCCAUUAGUUUGGUAUUAAGGUUAAGAAAUUCAAAGAAGGAGCUGAAUGACAUCCGCUUUGAAUUUAUGCCAGGAAGAGACACAGCAGAUGGAGUGUCCCAGGAGCUGGUGUCAGCCGGUCUGGUGGACGGGAGGGACUUAGUAAUAGUUGCUGCAAAUUUGCAGAAGAUAGUCGAUGAGCCUCAAGCCCAUAAAAAUGUAACAUUCAAACUGGCUUCUGGGGUGGAGGAAUCUGAAAUACCAGAUGACAUCAAGCUGAUGGGCUUCGCUCAGCUCAGCAUUAGUUAAACUGUUGUUCUACCUGGAACCGUGACUUGCCUAAAAAAUGUGAAAAUUAAAAAAAAAAAAUAGUUUAAUGCAUUUUUUUUUCUCUUUCCAUGGCUGUAAAGAAACCACUACUGCCAAAGAAAAUAGUAUCAUUUUGCUACUCAUAGGAUUAUACAAUACCACCUUGUUGAAUUAGGUGGUCAGCCGUAGUAUCAGAACGUACAGUGUGAGAAUUGCUCAAGGUUUACAGUGUAUUGUAAAAGGAUUUGAGCAUUUACAAGACAAAUGUUUUCAUUCAACAUUCUGGUCCCUUCAUCCUGUUAUUCUCUCGUUAAUAUGUGAUGCAUUUGCACAAUCUGAUCCAACACCCUCAAAUCCUGAUGAUCCCGAUAAGUGUAACAAUGCCUUAUAAUCAUAAGAACUACUGAAUGCAAGUUUAGGAGACGCCUCCUCUUCCCCCACGUGGAGCAUUGUGUCGUUUGAAAUGCACAAACGUGGCUUCAAGUGCUGAUGCCAAACUUUUUACCUUUCUUUUUUCUUUAUGAGUGCUGAUGAGAUGGAAAAUAAAGUAAUGCCAAAAUAUUUUAUUUUACUUUUUCAGUCUUAAGUUUGUAUUACUGAUUAUAGCACCAUUGUCUUUUGGUGAUUCUUAGCCCUAAGCUCUCUCUUCUUAAUAGUUUGAAAUUAUGGUGUCAUUAUUGAAAACAGGUGAUAUGGGAACAAAUUUGGGCCUACCAUAUUUUGAACAUGUAAUUCUAGCUUUGUAGCUAUGUGAAAUAAUGUUCCACAUUUUUUGGUAUAAUUUUUUUUGCAUUAUGUUUGUUCAAAACUCACAUCCCAUCUGUAUGAACUGUUUGAGUUACAAAUGGAAGCAUUGGUGCCACUGUUGCACCUCAAAUUGAUUGAAAAGUGAUCAAUCAAAAUGGCCAACAAGGACAUAUUUUAUUAGCUUAACUCUGUAGCUAACUAUCUUACCUUCUGCGUUCCUAUUAUCAGUUUAAGGAGUAAAUUAAAUAUUUUACUGCAAGAAUUUUUACUUAUGCAAAAUUGAUCCAGAAAACUUGCAAAUGUUGAAUGACAUUUCUAUGCUUAAAUCGUCUAGAAUUAGAAUGCAAAGUCUUUUCUUAGGAGCCCUUUCCAAAACGGCAUACAUUUACAACUUUGCUUCUCUGAAAACACCCACGCAAAUUUAAAAACGGGUAUACUUUUGAGAAACUGACUUCAUGUGCAGAUUUAGGUUACAAAAUUACUUUAAGUAGACCAAGACGCUUGUUGCUGAUAGGAAAUGAGGCAGCCAUGUCGCCAGAGUUUUGAAAAUAUAUACAACUGCUACUAUUUACAUUUAAAAAUGAUACGUCAAAAAUGAUUUAUACAGAUCAUCUCAUUUUCAUACUAUAUAUGAAAAUGACAAAAGAUUUAUAGUUGAGGAAGUUACCUCCACCGUUUUAAAUACAAAAAACCAACCUGGUUCUGUUUGCAAAUUCAGCUCGAUUGGCUCAUGGAAAUGGGUAAUGUGCAGUUUUAAUAUGUUAAUUUCUCAGGAACUUUGUGUCACAGUGUUACAAAACUGGAUUUAAAGGUAUCGAAUAUUUUUGUUUUAAAUGUGUUGAAAGUUUAUAGCGUGGAUUUACAUAAACACAUAUAUAAUGUCUUGACUGUUUUAAGCAAUUGACUUUAUACAUUAAAUUAACUAAAACUGUAUAAUAAUCAAAGGCUUUAUGGAAUCUUUAUGAACUCUUGAUACUUUGCUUAAUUAUUUGAUUAUUAAGGUCACUGGAUAAAUAAAAAUGCAAAUUCUCAACUAACAUAUAAGUGUUUGUUUAAAAAGAAGCACUGUGCUGAGUUAGUGAUGGUUCUUGCACAAAAGGCAGCCUGGGCAAUCUCACUCUUUUCCAACCAACUGAAAUAAAACCAUCCAUUAGGCUUAGUGCAGGAUAUAAUGCAUUGCAGUUCCUCAUAAAGAACAAAACCCAGCACUGCUAUCUUCAGCAUCUUUCUGAUUUGGCUUUUAUGGAUUUAAAUGAGGUGAUUUAUACUUCUGAUAUUUAACAUUGUGCUCUGAAGAACUCCAGUUAAUGCAGACUAUCAUGAGAAAAAAUAUCCAAAAGCCUUCUUGAUAAGUUUUUGUUCUAUUUAGUUGGAAGCGAAAGUGUCGCAGCUAAACUCUUCUCACUGUCUGUUAUUACUUUCUGAAUUUAACGUUUAAUUUAAUAGGGCUGAAAAUAAGUACUUGACUUAAACCUGAGGAUGUAAAUAAUGUCAUUUGGUUUCAUUUUCAUGCUGUUUCACUCUGCCUUGUGUUUCUAUCUCACGACAUGAUUGUAGGUUCCUCAAUUGUGGCGAAUGGUUCUUGGCUUGGGGUUGCAUACUUUUUGAAGGCCUUGAUGUCAGCAACAAUUUGUCAAGUAUAAUGUUUGUUCAUAAUUGGAAAAUGUUAAUGUCCUUGAAAAUUUUGAACUUAAGUUCUAAAUCACUUUGAGUUUCCGAAAUCUUAAAGAAUUGUCAACGCCGCUCAUUAAACCCCAGGUGGGGGCCGUUUACAGUCACUCAUGCUUUUUCAUCUUUGUUUCUUACAGCUGAUGAAUAAAAACUCAAUUGUAAACA
This is a messenger RNA of Poeciliopsis prolifica (blackstripe livebearer), 4647 nucleotides long. RefSeq names its product oxidative stress responsive kinase 1b (gene oxsr1b). The transcript has 20 exons. NCBI's taxonomy places the organism in Eukaryota, Metazoa, Chordata, Actinopteri, Cyprinodontiformes, Poeciliidae. Gene Ontology annotation, biological process: protein phosphorylation. The record is from RefSeq and is a predicted model, not a curated record. The coding region runs from base 331 to 2064 and encodes 577 amino acids. Gene Ontology annotation, molecular function: protein serine/threonine kinase activity; ATP binding.